Molecule: messenger RNA, 1054 nt
Organism: Perca fluviatilis (European perch)
Lineage: Eukaryota; Metazoa; Chordata; Actinopteri; Perciformes; Percidae
Product: troponin C, skeletal muscle
Exons: 6
Coding region: 105-590 (161 amino acids)
Molecular function (GO): calcium ion binding; enzyme regulator activity
Source: RefSeq, a predicted model, not a curated record
UUAUUGUGGGGAGUAAAGCCACCUGAGCUGUGUAGUCAAGAGACUCUCUUUCCCAGACGUCUGUCGUUUUUACUGGUGUCUGUUGUUCAGCACAGCCGGACGCCAUGCCCACUGAUGCCCAAAGCGAUGCCCGCUCCUUCCUGACUGAGGAGAUGAUUGCAGAGUUCAAAGCCGCCUUCGACAUGUUCGACACCGACGGUGGCGGUGACAUCAGCACCAAGGAGUUGGGUCAGGUGAUGAGGAUGCUGGGCCAGAACCCAUCGAGGGAGGAGUUGGAUGCCAUCAUUGAGGAGGUUGAUGAGGAUGGCAGCGGUACCAUCGACUUCGAGGAGUUCUUGGUCAUGAUGGUGCAACAGUUAAAGGAGGACUCAGCCGGAAGGAGUGAAGAAGAGCUUUCAGAAUGCUUCCGCAUUUUUGACAAGAACGGAGAUGGUUUCAUCGACCGGGAGGAGUUUGGAGAAAUCCUCCAUCUCACUGGAGAACCAGUGGUAGAGGAAGAUAUUGAUGAGAUGUUCGGUGAAGCAGACAACAACAAAGAUGGAAGGAUUGAUUUUGAUGAGUUUCUGAAGAUGAUGGAGAACGUCCAGUAAUGAGGCCGGCUCUACAUUCCUUGGUGACCCUUCCUCAGAGAGAAAACAAAGCAUGCUAUCGGAUGGAAAUGUGCUUCAGAGCAAACUCGAAAUGCUAUAAACCCUGUGCAGUUAUGAACGUGAGGUUGUUCCUGAGACGUCUAAAUGGAUACAAGUGAAAUACCUCCACCCCCGCCCUUAUUCUCCUUCUCAUAUGAAACCCAGGGGCUCGGCGAGGAAUUCUAUAAAUAUCCGUGCAAACCUUUUAAGACGAAGGCCCUUUCCCCUGGCCACCUCCUUGAGCCGGCCACCCAGCUGUCCCCUUUGCAGCUGCUGUCUCUCCAGAAAUGCUACACCAAUAGCUUAAACCCCCGUCCCCCCCACCCCACACCCCCACCCACACCCCACCUCCUCCUUCUCCUCAAAGCUGAAUAUCUUCUCCACCCUGUUCUGUGCUUUCUAAAUAAAUCCACUUUCUCCUUGUU